AUAACAAAGUUUCUAAAGUUAUACAGACGGCGCUAUAAAUAUCUCUGAUCUUUGACAGAAAGCGGAGAAAUCGAUCAAUUUUUCCAAUUGUGCGUAUGUGUGUGUAUACAAAUUAUACUUCAAAUAGAUUGAUCAAAUUCAAUUUCUUUUAAGAUCCGUUUGUUGCUCGAACGCAGGAAGAUUCCCAACGAAAUUUACACGAAAGAUAUUUCGAUUCGAAGAAACUUAUUUAUAUACUGAUAAGAACACGCGCGUACGCGAGCGUGAAAAAAACAUAUGUCGAUGUAAUCUAACCUGUAACUGAAAACGGAAUAUGAUCUCACGGAGGCGGAUGAUACACGUCAAUUUUGGAUCACGUUUAUCUAAAUAACACAUUUGUAAGUCGGUGUGAAGUGAAAGAAAGAAUAAGAAGAAUAGGAAAGACAAAAAAAAAAACAAACAAGAUCAAGUCUUCGGAUCGAUGUGAAGGCACACGUCAACACGCAAAACAAAAAGGAAUAUGUUAGAAGUUUUUUGAAAAACGCAACAUAAAAUUAAAAUAGCGAGUGUGUGCGACAUUUUAUCUCUGAAUAUCUGAACUUUUUAAUCGCAUUUGUUUCGCUCUCAAAGAGAUGGAUAAAUUAAGAAGAGCCUUAAACGGCAAUGAACGCUGUGACGAGGAGAGUGGUAUUAUUACACAGGUCAUGGACCAAUCAACGUUAAGCUGGUCUACCAGGAUAAAAGGUUUUGCCAUUUGUUUUAUCGUAGGAAUCUUGUGUUCAUUUCUUGGAUCAUUCGCUCUGUUUUUACAAAAGGGUCUAGCCGUCUUUGCUGUAUUCUAUACUCUAGGCAAUUUGAUUUCAUUAGCCAGUACGUGCUUUCUGAUGGGUCCGUUCAACCAAAUUAAAAAGAUGUUUGCGACCACAAGAAUAAUUGCAACUUUAUUAGUAUUAGUUUCUAUUGUUUUAACACUGGUUGCAGCUUUACACUUGCACAAUCCUGGUCUAGCUCUUCUAUUCAUAAUUAUUCAGUCGUUAGCUAUGACGUGGUACUCCUUAUCGUACAUACCGUACGCUCGUGAUGCGGUGAAAAAGACAUUGGAAACCUGUAUUACGUAAAAAAAAAACAAAUUGCGUCACUUGCACGCACACAUUCACGUACUCUCAAUCUGUAUUAUCUUUUUAAAGUUGAUUCUAAGACUAUGUAAUUUAAUCACUUGUUUUUUCUAACAUAUUAACUAUUUUGUACAUAAAAAUGUAUAUUUUUCCGUAUAUAUAUUCACAUACACACAUAAAUUGUUUGAUAUGAUAUUCUCUGCAGGAUAUAAAUAUAA
This is a messenger RNA of Pseudomyrmex gracilis, 1312 nucleotides long. RefSeq names its product vesicle transport protein SFT2A. The record is from RefSeq and is a predicted model, not a curated record. Gene Ontology annotation, cellular component: membrane. The transcript is spliced from 4 exons. NCBI's taxonomy places the organism in Eukaryota, Metazoa, Arthropoda, Insecta, Hymenoptera, Formicidae. Gene Ontology annotation, biological process: vesicle-mediated transport. Bases 612 to 1097 code for a protein of 161 amino acids.